CUUAGUCACUUAACAAAGUAAGCUUUGGUGUCCAAGACUACAUCAACGAUAAAGGAAUGAUUCCGAAUCGAUUACUGCUCGGAAUAUCCCGAAACUGAAAUCGAGACUGGUUCAUAAUGGCGGAUAUUGAUAUGUAAACUGUCCGAAAAGAGUACAUACUUGGAUAAAAAUGUAAACUUUGAAUAAGAGGUCAAGCAUUCAGUGAUGGCGACUGGAGGUGGGACGAUUGCAUCACAAAGACCAAAGAAAGACACUAAAAUGGACGACAAAAACGGAUUUAAGAUAACAGGAAAAGGUUAUAGUACAGACAGACCGGCAGACCAGGGUGCUAGUAAUGUGUCAUCACCUCAGUCUUCUUCGAGGCCGUUAUCAGGAACCACAAGCAACCCAGAAGACAUUGGAGAACUGGGCGAGCCAAUAGGUAGUUUCCAGUUACCAACUGAAGCUAUGGAACUUUUACAAAAUGUGAUGCAAGUCAACAAAGAUCUUGAAGAGCAAGUAGUGGCUUUAAGAUUACGAAUAGACGUUGAACAGAAAAACCAAGAGACAGAAAAAAAGAAAGUUGUUCACGAAAAAGACCGAGCUCUUAAAGUAAAAGAUCAUGAAAUCAGUGAAUUGACGGAAUCAAUUUCUGUUAGAGAUUAUAGGAUUAAACAUUUGAAUAAAGAAAAGGAAGAGCAGAGUCAACAUUUACUAGAGAAAAUUGAUGAAAUUACUGAAUUAAAAUCACUUGUUGAACAAACUGAAGAUUACGCGAAAGAUUUAAAUAAAAAGGUAUCAAAGCUUAGGGAAGAAAAAAGACAUCUUGAAUCCGAUACGUUGUACAAAUCUCAGAGUGAUGAAAUAAAGAAACUAAAACAUGAGCUGCAUUCCGUGAAAGACAAACUAAAUUCGAUGCAAAAUGAAUUGACUCGUGCUAGACAUAUAAUAGAACAACAAAACACGAAAAUUAAAAAUCUUGAAUAUGAAAAGGGAGAAAUGAACUCACGGUUUCGAGACGACUUAGAGAAGGCGUCACGUGCAAUGCGUCUAGAAGUAGAACGCAUGCGUGAGGUUAUGAAACAACAAUACGAAGAGAUGAAAAACUUGAGAGCUCAGAAUAACGAAAUUUUUAGUGAUGUACGAGACAUAAAAGACCUCUUGCUUAAUUCUAGGGAAAGUACGACAAAACGCGAGACGUUAGACAUUAAUCGGUUGCCUAUGGCACCAAGAAGUCCGAAGCCUGCAGUUCGUUCUUCUAUGCCUAAUAUGAAAAUAAAUAAAGGUGCUAGUAAAAACUCAAGUAAUUUACCUCCUUUAGAGAGUGAACAAACUGCUGGUUCAAAAUGGAUUCCAGCAGGAGCGAGACGUUCUAUGAAUAUGUCUGCAAAGCUCAGACGACCAGACAAGUGAUGUUUCUUAAUGCGAUUGUGAUUUUAUUGUGCCAAUUCUUGUGUUCAUACAUGAGGAAUCCAUCUUUAUUUAUGUUCCUAACAUAUGAACACAUUAUUGUAUAUUUCCCCGCUUGCAUUGUUUAUCAAAGGUGCAAUUGCCAUUUCAGACUUUCAUUUUUGUACUACUGUACAGUACAUAAACGUAUUUGCAAAACUUCUGUAAUGGUUAGGUGUUGCAUUUACUUAAAAUUCGUGUUCAGUUUCAUUAAAAAUAUAGACAUCUUUCCAUGUAACGGGCGAAUUCACUUAUCUACCACAAUUGCAUAUAAUUUUUAACUUACAUAGACUAGUCGCUUUUUACAUUUAAAUUUGCCUUAAAAAAAUACUCUGCCGGUAAAUUGUGGAAAGAUUUUCAUACUCUCUCGGUACAUAUAUGUGUUAUUUCGAAAGAUUUACGACAAGAAAAACACAGCAUUUAGUGACCAUACACAUUGGUGUGUCAUGCACUUGGUAUAAGGAGAAAACAGAAAUCAGAAAUGAUAUAUUCUUUAAAAACAGAUUGAAUUGAACUGAUUUUUUCAGUCGGUACUGCACCAACAACAUUUAGUAAAAUCAAAAGUUUUAUUCUCGUUUAUCCACUUGUAGAGUUAAUAAUUCAAUGUCUGUGAUAGAAAGUGUGUGAUAUAGAUAAUGCUGUGAUAAUGCUAUUGCUUCAUUUGAGAAUUUUAAUAUAAAUUUAUAAACAUUUUA
Mytilus trossulus (common blue mussel) is the source of this 2123-nucleotide messenger RNA. RefSeq names its product trichohyalin-like. The record is from RefSeq and is a predicted model, not a curated record. The transcript is spliced from 3 exons. Bases 205 to 1392 code for a protein of 395 amino acids. NCBI's taxonomy places the organism in Eukaryota, Metazoa, Mollusca, Bivalvia, Mytilida, Mytilidae.